AAAUACUCUUUUUACAGCUCUCUCUAACUACUCUAGGUGUUCCUAAGUUUCAUUCAAUCUAUCAUAUUUCCUAUCUUUUUGUGUCUCUGAUAUCUUCAGAAUGUCAGAACUGAGGAAACUCGAACUUGAACGUAAAAAGCAGAAAUUGGCAGAGCUGAAAUCUCAGCGGAAACGUGAAGAAGAUGCUCGAGUUCAAAAUCUGCUCCGUUCCACAAAUGAAAAUGGAACAACACAGAAUGGAACGUCUCGACAGACUCUUUCAUCGAAUGAGGUCGAGGAUAUUCUCCGUCAAGUAGGUAUUUCAACUGAGCCAACAGUUCGGGAAGAAUCUCCGGCACCACCUCCUGGUUCUCAUUCUGAUAAUCAUGUGGAUCCAUCAGCCAGCCAUCCACGCAUUUCAAAUCUCCUUUCAGUCGACUUGGAAUUUUCCAGUGUACAGACAGCGUGCACGGAUAACAAAGAUUCGGCAAUUUACUCGAAAGGAACCCAGACUGACGAUGAGCGAAUUUCAGUCGGCGAAUUUUCGUUAGGAAGCCAAGAAUUCGAUUAUGAUGAUGAUAUGAUUAUGCCAAUGGAUCACGGUCGUGCUCACUCACACGAUCAAGAUUCCCCACUUCCUUACAACGAAGAAAUUGCAAAACUUCUGGGACAGACAAAGCAGGGAGACAAGGGACUGACACGACAGGAGACUGAAGAGAAAAAGACACAAACUGUUCAGAUUGUUCCACCACUUAGUGAUGAAGAGAAAUAUCGUUUGACUCUUGAUCCUGAGUUUUUGGACUCUUUCAAUCGCUCUUGCAAAGUAAUCAGUCGUGCUCUCAACGAGGAAAUUGACAUUUGUAUUAACUACACUAAAGAUCCAUAUGAGAAAGCUAUUGCAUCUGAUGAUCUACUUCAUUUGGCACAAGUAUAUCAAGAUGAGACAUGGACUGCUAAACGAUUAGUUACAGGAAUGGCAUUUUCUGAGCAUUAUCCUGAUUUGUUAGCUGUUUCUUAUGGGCCAUGUGACAUUCCAAAUGAGCCACCCGGUGUUAUUGUCGUUUGGAAUACAAAGUCGAAGCGAAUGACUGCUGAAUUCAUUGUCUAUUGUCAAUCUGAAAUUCAAUCCGUCGCUUUUGCUCGUUUCCAUGCUCAUUUGCUUCUCGCUGGAUGUGAAUCUGGACAGAUUUGUGUAUGGGAUAAUCGAUUGACAAGUCGAAAGUUGCCAAUAAAUAGAAGUCCUCUAACAACUCAAGCUCACACGUAUACUGUAUCAUGUCUUGCUGUCGUUGGUACCAAAAAUGCUCAUAACUUUGUUUCAUUAAGUCGAGACGGACGAAUUUGCAGUUGGAAUGUCGAUAAUUUGACACAACCUGUGGAUGGAAAAGAACUGAUGACAAAGGAAGGAAAAGCUGCUUCCGCCACCAGAAUGUCAUUCCCAAUCGGUGAAAUGCAAACAUUUGUCGUUGGAACAGAUACUGGAGAGAUUCUUGCUGCAUCAAGGAAUGGAGCUGAUCCAGCUGUCAUUAAAACUGACGUUUGUUACAAAGGUCACAGUGGUACUCUGACGGGAAUUGAAUUUCAUAGAGCUUCUGGUGUUGUCGACUUCUCACAUCUUUUUAUUUCUUCAUCUCACGAUUGGACAGUGAAGCUAUGGAGCACAAAAGAUGCAAAUUUAAAAUUCUCAUUUGAAUCACAUCCUGAUCUCGUUUUGGAUGUUGCAUGGUCACCAGUUCAUCCAGCUGUGUUUGCAUCUAUUGAUGCUGAUGGAAAUAUUUUCGUGUGGAAUUUGAAUGAGGAUGUUGAAGGACCAGUUGCAAGACUUCGCGCCGGAGCCGAAGGAGAAUCUGUUUAUAUGAAUCGACUGAUUUGGUCACCUGAUGGAAAACACGUGUUCGUUGGUGAUGAUGAGGGUCGAGUACAUAUGUAUGAUGUUCGGGAAAGUUUGUACGUGUUGAAGAGCGAAGAAUGGAAUCGAUUUGCUAGAGUUUUAUCUGAUAUGAAGCAAUCGAAUGAGGAAGCGGAGAAUUAUAACAUGUAGACGAAUGCGCGGUUCUUUCCAAUCUUAACUUUAAUCAGAUUUUCUAUUUAUCAUAUUUAAAUCAUAGGUACUUGUUUUUUAAAUCCCUUACAAAGCAUAUUUUCCCACGCUUUCUUAUUGAAACGUGGCAACUGGUGCCAACUCUUCUUGUGUGUGUAAUUGUGUGCUCUAAAAACGUUGCUCCUCUUUCUUCUCGGUUCAUUUAAUUAUUUGUUGCUUAUAAAUAUCCCCGCUAAAUUUUUUUGUGAUUAUCUGCUAUUUACUCAAUUUUUUCUCGUUUUUCAUUUUCUCUGAAAAACUUUUUUUCCUGACAGCUCUUCUUCCACGUCGUUUUCAGUUAUUCCCGUUAUUUUCCUGAGCUUUUUCUCUCCCCGAUCACACUGAUUCGACUUUUUUGCUCUAAUUUAUUAAUUGAUAUUUAUCAAUUGUUUCUUUUUAAAUGCUUCAUACAGUCCCCCACCACAGCUCCCAAUUGUUCUCUAAAAAUGGUUUAUUUGAUUUCUUCUUUUCUUAUCAAGUUUCGAUGAUAGCGAUCAAUGCGAAUGAACAGUUUUAUGAAA
Molecule: messenger RNA, 2580 nt
Organism: Caenorhabditis elegans
Lineage: Eukaryota; Metazoa; Nematoda; Chromadorea; Rhabditida; Rhabditidae
Gene: dyci-1
Product: WD_REPEATS_REGION domain-containing protein
Exons: 13
Coding region: 101-2020 (639 amino acids)
Cellular component (GO): cytoplasm
Source: RefSeq, marked reviewed